GUAGAUUCUUUGAUAAUUGUUAGAAUUAUGAAAGCUGUAGAAACUGACGACUGGGAGGUGUUGUCAGGGAGGGUGGAUAUGACACCACACAUUAUCUUGUCUGCUCUCCACUGUGUGCUUCAUCCUCCCUCUCUGGCUCCUCAUGGCUAACAAGAGUUCCAGAAUCUCCUUUGAGGUGAGGCCGGAAACCUCUGUAUUGGCAGAAGGAUAUGAUGGUAUUAUUCUGGUGACGGACUCUCUGGAUAAACUAAAAGGCACUUUGGAUGUUCUUCUCACUCCUCUCCAAGCUCUCGCUGAAUUUGAUGAAUCUGUGGUUAAAGAUGGUGCUUGUGCACGAGUGGAUGUUCCAGCUAAUCGUGUUGUGUAUGCACCAACUGGGCCUCUUAACCGUGACUAUGAUGAUGUGCGAAGGUUUGCAGAUGCUGCUGCAUCUGGAAUUAAAAGGUCAUUGCUACACCUUGCAUGUUUUUCUUGUCGACAUUUCCCGUUGGCUAUUCCCUUAGAGAGUGGCAGGUGUAUAGCACGAGAUAUUGGGGGUUCUGAUCCUGAGCGCAUGGCACCACCAAGAGUUGAGGAGUACGUGAAGAAGGUAUUCCAGGGAACAAAGGUGUCUCUGGAGAUAGUGUCAGAUGAUGUCAAGCUCUGCAAACAGUACCCUUUAUUUUCAGCUGUUAAUAGGUGUGCCAAAGGUGUACCUCGUCAUCGGGGCAGAGUUAUCUACUUGACCUAUGAGGGUGCUGGCCAAAUUGAGCGUACCCUGAUGCUGGUUGGUAAGGGUGUCACAUAUGACACUGGUGGAGCUGACAUCAAAGCUGGUGGAAUAAUGGCUGGCAUGCACAGGGACAAGUGUGGAGCAGCUGCUGUGGCUGGAUUCAUGGAAAUUCUUGCCAAGCUUCAGCCACCAAAUUUGAAGGUGAUUGGUUCUAUGGCUAUGGUACGAAACAGCGUUGGAUCAGAUUGCUAUGUAUCAGAUGAAAUCAUAACUUCACGUGCUGGUGUACGUGUACGAGUUGGUAACACUGAUGCAGAAGGUCGAAUGGCAAUGUCUGAUGUGUUAUGCCAUAUGAAGGAAAUGGCCUACAAAGAAGUUAAUCCAUAUUUGAUGACUAUUGCAACCCUCACUGGUCACUGUGUUUUAGCACAUGGUGAAGCUUACACAGCUAUAAUGGACAAUGGUCCAGCUGGCUUAGCUAGUAUGGCUCAGACCUUACAAGCUGCUGGAGAAGAUGUUGCUGAUCCCUUUGAAAUUUCAACCAUUCGUCGUGAAGAUUACGACUUUCACUGUGGCAAAAGUGAAUAUGAAGAUGUACUACAGUGCAACAAUUUACCUUCAUCACGCACACCUCGUGGACAUCAGACUCCCUCUGCAUUCCUUGUAAUGUCAUCGGGUCUUGACAAGCAUGGAAAGGAUAGCAGUCAGCCACUAAAAUACUCUCACCUGGAUAUUGCUGGAUCAUCAGGACCAUUUCCUGGCAUUCCUUCUGGUGCUCCAAUUCUUGCCCUCACCAAAGCUUUCAUUCCGAGUGCCUUCUGAUUUAUAAGUUGUUGGUUUGACAGGCUAUUACAGUGGACCCUCAGUUAUCGGUUGUAAUCCGUUCCAGAAGGUCGUCCUAAAUCCAAAAAGGUCGAAAACUGAAAUAAUAUUUCUCAUAAGAAUUAAUGUAAAUACAAUUAAUCCGUUCCAGACACCCAAAAAUAUUAACAAAAAAUACAUUUUUUAAAGAUUAACUAUAUUUUACAUACACAAAACAAUGAGAACUAAAUAAAAUGACUAAUGACAUGAAUAAAUGAACAUUUAACAUCACUUUUACCUUUAUUGAAGACUCUUGUUGGUGCUAAUAUCAACAGCUUAUUUAUCUAUCACAAUUUAUUUAUUUAUUUAUUUCCAAUUUGUGCACACAUACAGAGGUACAAAAAAAAUACAGAUAAGAGCAGUAUGCCAAAGCCACUUAUACUAUGCAUAGCAUUACGGGCUGGCUUAAAAUUAACUUAAGAUUAACUAAGCAAUGAUUAUUAUUAUUAUUAUAAUCAAAAAGAAGCGCUAAGCCACAAGGACUAUACAGCGCUGCUAAUUCAUAUAUUAUCACAUAAUGAACAAUAUUAAUAACAUACAAACAUGAUAUAUACUCUAGAAUCAAUAAAAUAUGUCAUUACGUAUGUGACUAGUGGUGGUGGUGGUGGUGGUAGUAGUGUUGCUGGGUUUUUCAGGGCCACUGACAGCAUAAGCGUAUAGUGGUGAUAGUGGUGGCGGCAGCGGCUACCACCACUACUCACAUUACUAGUAACACUGAAACACCACUAGUCACACUGAAACAAUGUACGUAAUUUAUAAACAAGAAAUAUUGUAUAAAAACAUAAUAGAGAAUGUAAAGAAAUAAAGUGGUUAUUAUGGAGAAUGUAAAGAAAUAAAUGGUUAUUGAGAUGCUGGCAAAGGUUUAGGGUGGUGGAAGAUAUGCAGGGCAGCAUAUGAUGUCAGUGGCCUUAUAUACCUCCAACAACAUUGGAGGAUUUAGUUUCGUGUCGUCCUUUUUCGAUCACUUAAUCGCUUAACUUGCUACACUGUUAAUGCUACACUUUAUCCCUGGCUGGCACUAUAGCCUUUAUCAGCUCCUGCUGCUUUUGUAUCGAACAUAUCGUAGAAUCACUGACUCGCUGAAGAAGGCACGUUUUCCCCUCUCUCUCAGCCCUUUACCAAAGGGCUGGCACUAGGAACUUUCUUUGGGCCCAUCGUGGCUUAUUUCACAGUCGCACUCGAUAAACAACCACAAAAAGCUAUGGAUUAUAACGAAAUGUUUGGAUGAAUGCGUAGAGUCUUGCUCACUCACCGAGAGACACAGCCAGACUGACUCAUGAGCGUGGUGGGCAGAUGUGUCCAUUAUGGCCAAUUUCCGAGGUGCCUGUCAAAAUCCAGGAUAGAAUUUCGGCCAAAAAAGCGGCCAAAAUCCGAUUUGGCCGAUAUCUGGAAUGGCCGAUAUCUGAGGGUCCACUGUAUAUUUUUUUAUUGGAUGGCAUCUAAUACCUAAGGCUUUACCAUUUUAUGGUAGAUAAAGUUAGAGGUGGGAUAUUGGUAACUAGAAUUAAAUGAAAAAUGCACAAAACUGUAGCUAAAAUUUGAAUGUUAAAAUAUGGUUGAACUCUCCUGUGUAAUAAUAAUAUAUUAAAAUUAAGUGCUAAACCUGAAAGGGUCAUAGUGCUGAAUGCUCCAGAAAUUUUUGAUCUUAAGGUUGGUACUUAAAUUUUGUUUUUCAUAAUUACAUUGAAAGCUCUUAGAAAGUCAAGUAAACGCAUCUGUGAUAUUCAGAGACCUUGAAUUCCGAGUUCAUAUAUGUACUGUAAUUUUUAUUAAACUUUUAAUAGCUUUCA
Molecule: messenger RNA, 3363 nt
Organism: Cherax quadricarinatus
Lineage: Eukaryota; Metazoa; Arthropoda; Malacostraca; Decapoda; Parastacidae
Source: RefSeq, a predicted model, not a curated record